Molecule: messenger RNA, 1095 nt
Organism: Oldenlandia corymbosa var. corymbosa
Lineage: Eukaryota; Viridiplantae; Streptophyta; Magnoliopsida; Gentianales; Rubiaceae
Source: the annotation of a GenBank genome assembly
AUGGCUCAGAAAAGCAAGAUUCUGAUCAUCGGCGGAACAGGGUACAUUGGCAACUUGGUGAAAGCCAUAAAAGAGGUUGAUGUGGUUAUAUCAACUGUUGGCCACCAACAAUUGAAUGAUCAGACCAAGAUCCUUGAUGCAAUCAAAGAAGCCGGAAGUGUUAGGAAAUUCUACCCAUCAGAAUUUGGGAUUGAUGUGGAUCGCCACCAUGCAGUUGAGCCAGCCAAAUCCACAUUUGGUGGAAAGUCUCAAUUUCGUAGAGCGAUUGAAGCAGCAGGAAUUCCGCACACAUAUCUUGUAUCCAAUGCUUUUGCAGGUUAUUUUCUCCCAACUCUGGUCCAACCAGGCGCCACUGCUCCACCCCGCAAUAAAGUUGUGAUCUUGGGAGAUGGAAAUGCCAACGCCGUUUUCAAUGAAGAACAUGAUAUUGGUACAUUUACCAUCAAAUCUGUGGAUGACCCGAGGACACUGAACAAGAUUGUGUACAUCAGGCCUUCCAAAAACGCUGUGUCGUUCAAUGAGAUUGUGGCAAUCUGGGAGAAGAAGAUUGGCAAAACUCUGGAGAAAGAAUAUGUUCCUGAGGAACAACUUCUGAAACAAAUUCAAGAGUCACCAAUUCCAGGGAACGUAAUAUUAUCAAUCAACCAUGCAAUUCUGGUGAAGGGUGACACGACCAACUUUGAAAUCGAGCCAUCUUUUGGUGUGGAGGCUUCUGAGCUUUAUUUGCAAAUUAUCUGCGAUCGAGGCAAUGAGGCGGAAAUGGGAGUCGGCAAUCGAGGCGUUGAGGUGGACACGGCCGGCAGCAAUCGAGUAGUUGAGACGGCAAUGGCGUUCAGCGGUCGAGGAAAGGCUCCGAUUCCACCAGAGUGGCGAAACGAUGAUUGGAUCGACGAUAUGCUGAGUUCAGAUCGAGCGAUGAGUUAUCUCGUUGAGGAUUCCGGCUUGAUGAAUGCGGAAUAUAGUGGUAGCAAAUCCAUCGAACAAUCUUACUGUACCAGCAAAUCAACGCAAGGUCACAGUUCUGUUGUUGAUCCGCUGCAAUCAGGUUUGUGUAGGUUUCGGAGUGUACUAUUUGUGAGAAAAAAAUCAAUCUAG